Molecule: messenger RNA, 6177 nt
Organism: Sebastes umbrosus (honeycomb rockfish)
Lineage: Eukaryota; Metazoa; Chordata; Actinopteri; Perciformes; Sebastidae
Gene: fam168a
Product: family with sequence similarity 168 member A
Exons: 9
Coding region: 298-1029 (243 amino acids)
Biological process (GO): positive regulation of base-excision repair
Source: RefSeq, a predicted model, not a curated record
CCCAUCCCAUCCCAUCCCCCACACACACGGUGGCCGUCUCUCUCUUUCCUUUCGGGUGAAAGCUGUCUUCUCUGCGCCACACUGGUCCGACACAAAACGCUAGUACGCUGCUGUAGCACACAGAGAGAGAGAGAGAGAGAGAGCGAGAGAGAGAGAGCCAGUCCGCACCGCACCGACCUGAGGCAGAACAGGAGAGAUCACGUACGCACACGGGGAAAUCUUUAGUUUUUGUUCGACUCCGAGUGGCUUUGAUUUGCAUAUCCACUUCCACUCCUUCCUCAUUUGCAUACAGCAAGAAUGGCGAGCGGGCAUCCCACAGACAAAUUCAGUUUCAUGUAUCAACCAGACACGCACAAGAGUAAGAACAGGUUAUCUGCGGCUAUGAAUCCAGUCUACAGCCCCGUUCAGCCUGGCACCCCAUAUGGAAACCCUAAGAACAUGGCCUUUGCAGGCUAUCCAGGAGGGUAUCCUGCCACGGCUCCCACCUAUACACCCAACCUCUAUCAAACAGGCAGUCCUGGGUAUCCACCAGGAUAUACUUCAGCAGGCACCCCAUACAAAGUGCCCCCCACUCAGUCAAAUGGAGCGCCCCCUCCCUACACCCCGACCCCCACCCCAUACCCAACAGCCAUGUACCCCAUCCGCAGUGCCUACCCUCAGCAGAACAUAUACACACAGGGAGCUUACUAUACCCAGCCAGUGUAUGCAGCUCAGCCACAUGUGAUCCAUCACACCACCGUGGUGCAGCCUAACAGCAUCCCCUCCACGGCCCUCUACCCGGCCCCCGUCCCCGUACAAGCUCCUCGCAACCAGGGCAUGGCUGCCAUGGGGAUGGUAGCUGGGACAACCAUGGCCAUGAGUGCAGAUUUUCUCAAGAUGCAAGAAUAUGCAAGAUGUGCUUGCUUGGCAGGGUCAGGGACCCUGCUGACAACGCCCCAGCACGCCCAGAUUGGAGGACACCCAGUUACUGUGCCAACCUACAGGCCCCAAGGGACACCUGGGUACAGCUACGUACCGCCUCACUGGUAGAGCCCACCCAUCAUAUCUGGAGUCCACCAUCGUAUGCAACUGCUCAAAUCUUACACGGGCUCCCACUGGUAACCAUGGGAACUCGGCACCUGUCUGCAAGAACAAAAACUAAAGUGCAACAGCCACUUUACUAUUAUUGUUAUUGUUAGUAUGCGACAUUCUCUAACGUUUUUACAAAAAGCUGCUUUUAUUUUUAUUUUUUCUUCUCUCUGUUCAUUUGCCAACCAGUCAUUACCUUAUUUUAUAUGGCUAUUUUUAUUUUUUUUUAUUUUCAUUUUUUAAUGUGUCUGUCAUUGGAACUCCAGAAGGACUCUUGACCAAUCACGGGUUGCUCCUGUUUCUGUGUUGUGCUGGUGUGUGUGGUCCUUCCUUCUGCUGCUGCUCAGUUGGCUGGAAAAUAUUGGGCACUUAUUCCUCAUUAUCAUCUCCAUCAGUCACUACAAAGACUUAUUGACUAAUGCUGCCAAAUUUCUAACAACUAGAUAUCAGCACAGGGUUUUCACAUAAUGAGCAUUUUAGUUUUUUCCGGGUUAUUUAAUUUUUUUAUAUUCCUUCUUUUUUAACCACACUCAACUGGAUUUCUUUUUUUCCUACCUUUCCUUCCUCUUUAUCCUUUUUUUUUAUCCGCUUUGUUUCAUUUUUUCCGUUUAAUCUCAGUCGUCUUCCAGCGCGUAGCUGUCUGUCCGGCGGUAUCAUCCCUGUCGUUAACGUCUCCACGUGAGUGCUAUGAGCAGGGCGCUUACUGGCCAUCACCCAUCCUGCUGCGUGUCCCACUGUGUCCACAUUAGCAUAACACACACUAAGAAAACAUCACCUACUUCAUGCUACAUACUAUGCAGGCUAGUAUGUUGUGACACUAUUGAAAUCUUAACCUUAGCGUAGGUCGUUUAGAAAAUGUAAAAAUAUUUAUAACAGCGUGGGUGGUCGUGCACACUUUCCCAUAGACACACACACACACACACACUCACACACAGGGGCUCCUGUGGUGUGUCGGAAAACACAUGAUCACAUGGUGACACUUACCCUCCAAGUUAUGUUGUUGCUGAUCAACACACACUUACACACACACACACACACACACAUAAACAACAUGCAUUUCUAGGGGUGUGCAUGGCAGACAGCAGAGAAGGAGUUUAAAGGGAUUGUGUUGGCACAAAAAGAGGAAAGCAGGACAAGCAAGACAAAAAAAGGAAGGAGGAGGAGAUAACACAUUCACAGUCGGGGUCAUUUCAUUUCAAGGUACAAGACAUUUGAGUUUGUGACGUCUCACCUGCAAGAGACCGCACAAACGCUCUGCUAUUUUUUUGCACUACAUGUAUUGUACAUUGAUUUCCUCCUCCUCCCUUCCUUCUUCCAGGCGAGGACUUUGUAACCAAACACUCAACAAACAGAAACCCAGUUUAAUAAAGGACCAGUGAAAUAAAUGUGUGUCGAUAGAGCGGAUAGGAUUCAGUCCACUAGUCCAUUCCACAGUUGUGCGAGUGCUGAAAAAGACCAAACCAGCAUCAUCGGUGGUUGUGCACCACGUUUAGGACGAAAUUGUGGACGGUAAUGCGUAAACACCUGGUCCAUGAUGGAUGAUUUGUUAUUCUCUGAAUUUGGGGGUCAAUAUAUUGGCGUUGUGAAUUGCAAGACAGAAAAAGGUGCUGGUUUUUAGUGUUUAUGGCUACAACAGUUUAGACAUCUUAGCAAAGAGUGCAAAGCCGUGAUGACGCAGUGUCACUUAGUUUCAACACGGUCCAGUUGACUUUUAGCAGUUUUUAUGAAAAAGAUGAAUCCAUUUGUUCACUCAAAUUUCACACAUAUCUGCUUUUACUGACUGCAUCUAAACAUAUUUUUUUAAAAACCCACCAUAAACAUGAUGCUCAUCAGAUGAGGAUAUUUGAGCCAAUGAGACGUGGACCAUACAGCCAUUUAUAUUCUGUUGCCUUUUUAUGCUUCUACAUGUAAAGGCAUUUAUGUGCAAAGGCAGUGUGGUGACCCAUCUUAAUCAAACACUACAAAACACACCGAGUAGUGGUGGUGGGGUUUAAUAUUUAGAUGGCAUUUUUCAGGAUUUACACACACACACACACACAUACACACACAUACACACACAGACACGCACACACACACAAAAAAAGACUGAAAUCACACACACACUUCAUGAUCUGUAGAGUACAGAUUUGUAUAACAAAAAGCAUUUACUGCGCAGGUAUGUAGAUGAAGUGGUUUGAUAAUUGCAAUAAAAUAAGAGGGAACGCCUCCAACUGUUAACACACAGUGAUUAUUUUAUCAGCGUUUUGAAUUGAUUUUUAAAAAAAGAAAAGCUUAUUGUUGUAAUCUCUAAAUAUGGAUUAUAGGCUCUGUAUGCAGCCUCCGUUCAAUAAUUAUUACCGCUAAGAAGAGAAGUAGAACAUAUCAAAAAUUUGGGAAUAACUUUGUGAGGAAAUAUUGCACAACGUAAGACAAAAAAAAAACAACUUGAUGACUAUAAUUUAAUGCUAAGUAACAGGUACCUAGGCUUUGUAGUGCAGGAGAGAGGAAGAAGCAAUUUAUAUUGUAAUUAAAAAUAAAACAAUAAGGUCGAGUGUUUGAGGUAUUCUUAGUCCAGAUGUUUGUACACUAGUAGGUUAACUCUCAAAGAAAAUAUUGCGUAAUGCCGCUGUCGGAUGAAAACCGUCGAUCUUUGAGCCUUAUUUUUUUUAAACAACCCUCGUUAUCGGGUCAAAUAAAGUGUUCCCACCACGAAAAGCAUCUUGUACAUUUUAAUCCAGUUCAAGAAUACAGAAAGUGGGUUUUCUUGCGACAGCAGCAAUGUUACUCGUCAUUAGGAUUUAUUUAACCAACCACUACUUCUGUCAGUAUUUCUCAAUUAAAUCUUAUGGGUUUUUUUGUUCUUCUUUCCCUCUGGUCAAUUGAGCAUAAUGGGUAUGCAUAAUAUUCAGGUGUAUUUCACUAUAGCAUUGGAUCUCUAAGUUUAAAAAAAAAAAAAAAUGCAGUAUAUUUAUACAGCAAGUGGUACAGUAAUGUAUUUCUAGCUAAGCAUGGUUGCAUCAGUGUGGCAGCUACUGUUUGUGCUUUUAAUAUAUAUUUCUUUCACUUCUUCUGCAUCUGUGUCCUCUACAUAUCUGUCACUGGGGAGGGGGGGAGAAGUUAAGACGAGGUCUGGCAACAAACUCGUGGGAAUUCUCGUCACCAAAUCCCACGUUUUUUAAAUCGUUGCCUGGAUUUACAGACCUCGAGGAAAGCAGGUGACAGAACUGAAAGGGAUGAUGCUUUUUCGCUGUCCGUUUCUGUCCUGUGUUGGUUGCAAAGAUGUAUUGAAUGAUGAAUGAAAUCUCUCCACGACGUCCGCCUUUUGUUCUGUGCCAUAUUUCACCAACAGUUGAGUAAAUAUUAGUUUCUUCUCCUAAGUAACUGGUGAAUUCUGAGUCCUUGUUCUGUCUAGCUUCCUGUGAAUCUGUGUUUUCCUAUUGCUGUCCUCACAUUGUUGUUAAUGCGUAUUGCCUGUCUCACUUUUUAUCUUUCUUACUGUAUCCUCCCGUGUUUCUCCUACUUCAGAGGCCAUUUUGCAUCCCUCCCAACCAUUCAAACAUUCAGUUUUUAUCACAUUCAGGGAUGCAAAAUGUCACAUCAUAUGUUCUGCUCCCUCUCAUGUCCACUUUGACCUUUUUAGCCCUCUGCUCUCACAUGUUUCCUGGUCUUUAUGUGCUCUCAGAGUGACCUUUGCGACCACUCACCACCUCAGUAGCAGCCAUAUUGAACUAUAUGAUAGUCAUCAAGUUGGUGUCGCUAAUGGGGAUUCUUUUUUUGGUAAUGGUGAAAUCUCCACUGAGCCUUUUUCAAACACUAGAUGUCGCCAGUGACCGAUUCUGAAAGUGGCAUGUGAUAAAUUAAUGUCUUUUACUUUUAAGAAUCACAAUUGGAUGACACAUUUUGAGCACUGAGAUUUCAUUUUUUUUUGGUGGGGGUGGCCUUUUCAAAAUAAAAUACCCUAUUUUCCGAAACAUUUUCCGAAAUGCCAUUUUAGACAACAGCUAAGGUUUUAUUUGUUCUUACAGGAAGAGUUGAUCAUUUUAAGUUGAGCAUUAAUACGAGAGAGUUUUUCUUUUCUUGGGCUGUUGACCAAUGCUCUUAAAAAACUGUAUUUUUUUAAUGUGGAGGCUGAGUAGAGAGGCAGACCCACGGAGCAUUUGGGACAGUUGAAGUUAAAGACAGCCACAGAGCAGAUUUGUUUUUUAGAGGUGGUGAAACUGCUUCCUCAUUUCACUCCAUUCCUUGCCUCUCAUUUAUUUCAAUUUGCACUUAAAGUGAAAAUGGACGGUUGGGACACUUUGAUGUGUUUAGAUGGGGGGAAAUGCAAAGUUGUCUUAAACCAUAGGUCUUUUAUCAUCUUUUUAUUUUCAACCAUCAGUUACAUUUGAAAGCUGGUAACUUUAAUUAGGAUUUUAUUUUUAGUUUUUAUCCAGUAUAUUUUAAUCUUCUUCACUUUGACAGUGAAAAAGCGAUCAGAACCAUUCAUACCACCCCUCCUCUCCUCCCACCUUCCCUCUCCCCUCUCUCUCUCUUCUUCUUUUGCCUUGCAGUUGCUAAGUCUUAGUUUUAUUUUUCACCAGUAUAAAUUAAAACACUACUAUCACAGUGUAUAGUAGGCUCUUAAAUGUCUUUGAUGUUCUGCUGCAGCUUUUUAAUUUCAAUUUGUCAGAGAUAUCUCUUAGUUUAAUUUGACACUAAAUGUGAUGCAAAAAGUGGAAAUUCCUUGUCUUCCAAAAAAAAAGCAUACUUGUAUCCCCCCGCCCCGGAUCGAGUAUUAGGAACAACCCCAUCUUUGGAAGUUUUAGUUUGGUACCCAGUUUGCACAUGCUAUGGUAUAUCUGUUACCGUAAGGUUGUGUUUGAAACUGAAGCCCAACGUCUGUUCAGCGUUGAGAGAAGUGAACUGUAUGUUAGCUAUUUGGUCCAGAGUGACGGACCAGCGUCAGGCUUGUGAUAUGAAGUGUAAAUCUGUUUUAAUUUUUUUGUUUUUUUAUGUUUUUUUUGUUGUUGAGGGUUUUUUUUUAAAGAUCAGUUAGUGAUCUAGUACUAUAACUAAGCCAAGUUUGUAAUUGUAUAUUUACUGUAAAAUGUAGAACAUUGAAUAACUAUUAAAAUUUUCCUAUAAAAGGAA